CGAUUAUUAAACUGAAGUUACAUUUUAACUAGCUAAAAUACCUUCUAAAAAAAGAUAAUAAUAAAGUUUUGUGACAUCAGUCAGUGCAAAGUGGUUGUAACUAAGCUCUUGUGAAAGUGAAUAAUAUUAGUGCAUUCAAGAUUACAACAACACGAUGCGCUUGAACGAGCAUCUCCAGCUGGUUGGUACCAACGUUAUAUUGGUUCCGUACGAGGCAAAACACGUCCAAAAGUACCACCGCUGGAUGCAAAGCGAGGAGCUACAAGAACUUACCGCGUCGGAACCCCUCACUUUGGAGCAAGAGUACGCCAUGCAGCAGUCUUGGCGCGAAGAUGGCGACAAAUGCACCUUCCUGAUCCUGGACAAAGCGAUUUUCAAUCAAACGGGCGACGAAAUCGCUGCUCUAAUCGGAGACACCAACAUAUUCCUGCUUCCUCCGGAUGACGACGGAGAUGACGAUCUAAAAACGGGUGAGAUUGAAAUCAUGAUCGCCGAACAGCCUGCCCGGGGGAAACGUUACGGUUGGGAGUCCACCCUGCUGAUGCUGGCGUUUGGCGCCAAAAAGCUAGCCAUUCGACGGUUCCGAGCGAUUACGAAGGACAGCAACGCCAAAGCGAUCCGGAUGUUCACCAAGAUAGGCUUCCGGGAGGUGAAACGAGUCGCCGUAUUUCAGGAGGUUACAUUUGAGAAGCAGGUGGACGCGGCUUGGCUCGAGUGGAUCGAGCGGGAAGUUUCUCUAGUAAUUGAACCGUAUCGCAAUGAGUGAAGCGAUGUGUGUUGAAAGAUUACUUUUAUUACAUGUAAAUCGGCUUUUUUAGGUGCUGCUCGCGUUGAACUUUCCCUUCUCCAACUAGCUAGCUUGCAUUAGUCUCUUGUUUGCAACCGUCAAUCUUUGUUCUAACCUAAUCAGAGCUAUUUUCUAUGUACCUUCGCGCCUUUCUUUUUAUCUCUCUUUCCUUACAAAACUACACCAGCUCAAACUAGCACAAUUGUUCGAUUCGUUCGUAUUAGCUAUUUUUGGCAAACUAUUACUUUUGUCCUCUUUUCUUUUCUUUCCGCCCUUUUCCUGCACAUUUUCGACUAUUGAUUAAUACACAAGACAUAAACAAAAUAUGCGCGCUUCAAAAUAAAAAGUAGAACGAUUAUUGCAAUAAAAAGAAGAACGAUUAUUGCAGAUAUUAUUUUUGAGUACGUGAGAGGGGGAAAUGAUUCGGAGUGUGAUCUUAUGAAUCUACUAGCUACACCGGUUCCCAGCUUUCGACAAAAUAAACAGAGCUUGUAUACUUGUGACACUGAACAAAACAAAAAA
This is a messenger RNA of Culex quinquefasciatus (southern house mosquito), 1309 nucleotides long. RefSeq names its product N-acetyltransferase 9-like protein. Lineage: Eukaryota; Metazoa; Arthropoda; Insecta; Diptera; Culicidae. The transcript is spliced from 3 exons. The coding region runs from base 155 to 766 and encodes 203 amino acids. The record is from RefSeq and is a predicted model, not a curated record. Gene Ontology annotation, biological process: protein acetylation. Gene Ontology annotation, molecular function: N-acetyltransferase activity.